AUGCCGGAGCUGAUGCGUGUGGCCGGUGGUAGCCCUACCUUGGUUGGAGAUGACGAGUUCCAGCAGCCAAGUCAUGGAGCUGUCAAUGUUGCUCCACAUGGCCUCUGCUCCCAGUCCAGCUACUAUGAUCACACCCGAUCUGCUAAAAUAGCCGCUGAUGGGGACAAAUCUUCAAAUUAUUAUGAUAGAAGCUGCAUCCAAACAGGAAAUGAUUUUGGUCCUUGGUGGCGUGUGGACCUACUAAGCAAAAGGCAAGUCUUUUCUGUUGCCAUCACCAACCGCGGAGACUGCUGUGGUAGCAACUUGAAUGGAGCUGAGAUCCUUAUCGGAGACUCUGAAGAGCGAGGUGGUAUAAAGAACCCCAGGUGUGCUCAAAUUGUCUCCAUCCCCAAUGGACAGACCUUUAUCUACGACUGUGAUGGGAUGGAAGGACGUUUUGUCACUAUUGUUAUACCCCAAAAAAAUGAAUAUAUGAAUUUUUGUGAAGUUCAAGUGUUUGCUGAGCAAGUUGAAGAGCGAAGAGAAGAAAUGUUUCAGAAUGUAGCCCUGAAUGGCGCGGCCUCCCAGUCCAGCACCUUUUCUUCUUCUGGAGAAGCUGGUAAUGCCAAUGACGGUUCCCUGGCCAAUAAUCACAUCGUGGGGCAAUGUUCAAUUACCCAAAGAGAGGCGUCGCCUUGGUGGACGGUGGACCUGGAGUCACCCUACCAGAUCUUCUCUGUAGUCAUCACCAAUCGGGUGCUGGAAUGUUGCAAAGAGAGAAUUAUUGGAGCAGAAAUUCGUAUUGGGAGCUCUGAAGAAAAUGGAGGAGUGUUCAAUCCAAGGUGUGGGGUGAUUACUUCCAUGGAAUCCGGAGAGUCCGUCUUCUUCUCCUGUAAAGGAAUGGUUGGCCGUUAUGUGACGGUGACGAUCCCGGGGCGGACCGAACAUCUCAUCCUCUGUGAAGUUCAGGUCUUUGGACUGCCUGAAACAUCUAACGGAAAACUAAUCAGUAUGGAUGCAAACCUACCAGAAGUUCCCAAUGGAGCACCUAAUGUGGCCUUAAAAGGAGCGUCAUCCCAGUCCAGCCUCUACAACAAUUUUGGGGAUUCCCAGAACUCCAUUGAUGGGUCUCUUUCUAGUGACUAUUCCAGGAUUCAGUGCAGUCAAACUUCAUGGGAAUUACGUCCUUGGUGGACAGUAGAUCUGAAGGAGGUCCAUGCGGUCUUCUCUGUGGCUGUAACCAACCGGGAGGAUUGUUGUUGGGAGCGGAUCAACGAGGCCGAGAUCAGGAUAGGAGACUCCAGGGAAUGGGUAAACAAUCCCAGGUGUGCAGUCAUCUAUUCGUUGCGCCCUGGGGAGACCGCCAUGUUCAACUGUAAAGGAAUGAAGGGGAAAUAUGUGACAGUAAUCAUACCGGACCGGGAAGAGAAGCUUUCACUCUGCGAAGUCCAAGUGUUUGGUCUGCCUGUACCCUCCAAUGUAAAUCCGCCGUCGGAUAUAAAUGAGAAGGUUGUGACGGGAGAAGGUCUUAGUGGAAAAUCACUGAUGUUUCUGGAAGAAGGUGUUCAGGAUUACGCAAUCCUACACCCAAGUGUGCCAAUAGACGUAACUGAAUUCACCCUUUGUCUCCGCGUCUCCACCGAGUUGUCCGUCCGUCGGGAGAUCGCCUUAUUCUCCUAUCACAACGACCGAGAUGAGUUAAACGUUUGGAGAGAAGUAGGCGGUCGGCUUUCCCUGUAUCUCGGCAGCAGUGAACUUGCGGCAAAAUUCGCUUUGCGCGCCUUCAGCACCUUUGGGACACACAUCUGCGUCACCUGGGAGUCUUCAUCGGGCUUGACGACCUUUUGGUUUAACGGCAAGAGCUCUGCAAGUAAAAUUUACCGGAAAGGUCAUCGGGUUCUUCCGGGUGGAAGGGUGAUCCUGGGCCAAGAUCAGGACAAAUUUGGAUCCGGUUUUAAUGCCAAGCAAAGUUUUGUGGGUGAAAUGUCGGAUGUCCAUCUGUGGAAUUAUGUUUUACCUCCCCGAGCCAUCAAAGAGGUCUGUGAAGGAAAGUCAAAGUCUUUGGGGAACAUCAUUAACUGGAACUCUAUUAAGUACACUUUACAUGGUAACGUCGUCGUAAACUAAGAGAAAAUGUAUCUCUGAAAUCCCCGGGUUCAUGUCCUUGCUGUCCGUCAUAAUCGCAGACGUGUCAGGAUUUAGACUAUCCGAGUCGUCUUUUGUAUUAGGCAUUUCAGUUUGUUCAUUCACACAGGUGGUGAGGGAAGUAAUAUUACGCUUUGUUUUGUGAUUGUUGAAUAUGAACCCGAAUCAUACCGAUACUAAAUACAAUCAAAUG
Rana temporaria (common frog) is the source of this 2317-nucleotide messenger RNA. Its product is annotated as pentraxin fusion protein-like. The transcript is spliced from 11 exons. Lineage: Eukaryota; Metazoa; Chordata; Amphibia; Anura; Ranidae. Bases 1 to 2106 code for a protein of 701 amino acids. The record is from RefSeq and is a predicted model, not a curated record.